AUGACACAAAUAGGUAAACAGACUCAACAGACAUCAGGACAACAGCAGCAACAACAGUCCUCUCAACAACAGUCAGUACCUGCACCAGUCUCACAGUCCUCACAACAACAGUCAGAAGCCAGUACGUCAAUAUUAAUACCAGAAUUAAUAGAAGAGAAUACAAAUAAUGUUCUUGGAGAAGCUCCACCCAGCUACGAAGAAGCACUUGCUGCCAGUAUUAGUAACAAUAAUAAUAUCACAUCCAGUACUUCUCCAACCAACACUAUUGCUUCCUUAAUUUCCAAUUACACAAGACCUUUAGCCUCAUCGUCACAACAAACAACAUAUCACCAGUACUCUCCAUUCAUGAUUCCACCCGACGAUCCAAAUACAACUGCAAUAUACUAUCCCGGUCAUCAUAAUCAUGAUGAUUUGUACUAUUCUCACACGCAACAUUCUUUUAUUGAGCCAGUUUUUGUGGCGCGAAAUUGGCUGGCAUUGAUUUAUUUGUUGCUUUGGGAUUUGGCAUUUGCUUGUUUUUGUUUUAGUUGGGUGAUUGGAACUCUUGUUACUGGUGUUGUGUUGUUGAUUAUCCCACCAGUUGGAUAUGUGGUUCUGUUGGGGGCAAUUUAUAGUUGGAGAAUGCUAGCUCGCGUAGAACUUGCAUCAUUAAACUCGAUAUCGAACCACGCCACAGAACGUACGCAUAUUCCCUCAACAACCUACCGCCUUGCGACACACACGUCACAAGAUGCUAUCACGCAUUUUUUCUCUCUACUUAGUGACGAAUUCACUUUACGCAGCAUUCUUUACUUCACCACAAUAAAAUUUGCAAUGUCAAUCACAUUUUUCACCAUAUCAAUUAUCGCGUUUGCGCUUGGUUUGACAUUUUGUUGUUGUUUUUUACCCGCGUCAUUACUGGUUUCAAGGACUUUGGUUAAUCUGGAAGCGACAGUUGCGAGAAAAGCACUAUUGGUGUGA
Messenger RNA from Ambispora gerdemannii, 960 nucleotides. NCBI's taxonomy places the organism in Eukaryota, Fungi, Glomeromycota, Glomeromycetes, Archaeosporales, Ambisporaceae. The record is from the annotation of a GenBank genome assembly.